This is a messenger RNA of Dibothriocephalus latus, 335 nucleotides long. The record is from the annotation of a GenBank genome assembly. NCBI's taxonomy places the organism in Eukaryota, Metazoa, Platyhelminthes, Cestoda, Diphyllobothriidea, Diphyllobothriidae.
ACGAGGAUGGGGAGGGGAUGGGUGGUGGAGUUACCGCGAGUCGCCGCAUUCAGUCUUCCCACCUGGACGUCCUGCACAGUCUCUCCGUCCCUCCCUAUGAUACCUGGGAACGUCGAUUGGCCACCCGGGUGGCUCAGUGGUACCAGGUGCCGUUGAAGAAGCGAUUGGAGGCCGGAAAUAAGGUGAGGUCGGGGGCUUAUUAUCAAACCGCUAUAAAAAAACAAUGUAGAAUGGACUCGGGGGAGAGAGUCAGGGCUGUUUUCCCCUAUUUAAGUUGUUUACGUGAGGUUACGUGCCCCCUAAACAGGCCGUAUGAUAGAUGCGCUGGAUCAUGA